Thelazia callipaeda (thelaziosis nematode) is the source of this 1203-nucleotide messenger RNA. The record is from the annotation of a GenBank genome assembly. Lineage: Eukaryota; Metazoa; Nematoda; Chromadorea; Rhabditida; Thelaziidae.
AUGGAAUCGGACGAAGAAUUUGAUGAAAUUUAUGAUGAAAUCGAUCGUUAUCAUUUGUCGCUAGAUAUUGCUGACCAAGCUAAUAGUUCUACUGUUUCUCGAAGACCAGAAGAAGUAUUGAAUGUUGAGGGUGAUUCUCACACUGAAGAAAGUGACGAUGAUAAAUCCAGCAGCACUUUUUCAGAUUCUGUGAUUGCACAAUAUAUUUCAGUAUUACCUUCGGCGGAUAAGUGGGGCAAUAGCCGAAAAGGCUUUUAUCAUACUUCAUAUGUUGAUGAAGAUUGGGGUGGAAUGAAUGAAGCGGAAGUAGAAUUAGCUGAAUUAGAAGAAGAAGAUGCCGUUACUAGACAGAAAAAGUUGGAUGCUGCUUUGAAUCACAUUCCUAUGCAAUUUCAGCAAGAAUUGCAAGAAGUAGAUGCUGAUUCUAACGAAGUUCCCAGUGUUGGAAGUAUGACUUCGCAGGAAAAACUUGAAUUCUUUCUGAAAUUAAAUUCUGAUUUAAAGGAAUUAUAUGAUGAAUAUCAUGCUAAAAGGAUUUAUUUCUUAGCUAAUGUGAUUCCUUUGCUCGAUUUGGUUACUUUGAUCAGAAACAAAAGUCCGGGGAUAGUACUGGAAAAGCAGAUAGCAUUUGUGGUGAACAUAUUUUCUAGGUAUUUAAUGAAUUUGUUGUUCGCUAUUCGUAUAAAAGUUGUUGGUUAUUCAAAGCAUGAGGUUCCACAAUUUAUCGAUCAUCCUAUUUUACAGGCUAUCCCAACUAUUCGAAAUAAAGUACUCACUGCUGAGCAUUAUUUGGAAAAAAAUGGGGGCUUCCAAAUAUUACGGUCGUAUUUGGAAUCCAUCAGUUCGGAGACUGUAUCCAAUUCAUUUCGAACUUUUCCCUCUAUUAAAGAGCGGAUAAGAAAUCCUUCAAAGAAAAAGCAUGAAAAGGAAGGCGAAGUUGUCAGUGGUAGAGAUGAUGUGCUGCAAGAAGUGAAGGAUAAAAAGCGCGCAAUAACUAGUCAGAUUGAAAAGAAUAGGGGUUUACAAAACAAACGAAAAAAAGGAACACAGCAUUCACGAGUGAAAAAGAGAAAGCAGUUCCAGAAGGCUCUGGUUAAGAAACAUUCGCAAAAGGCUGAUGUUCGCAGAGAGCUUGCACCUUAUGGAGGUGAGUACCGAGGAAUUAGGGCUUCGGUCGUGAAAAGUGUGAAGCUGAAAGCGUAG